AUACAGAUGUUGUUUCUGUUUUGUUGUUGCCUAAUGAACAUGGCAAAGAAUAGCGCCCGUAUCAUCUAACCACUAUACAUAACUGAGUUUCACACGUCGUACCUGCAUCGUGGACUUCAACACCAGGCAAUACAUUGGAUAUAUCAAUCACCAACGGCCUACUUGUUCAGAAAAGCACUUCUCACCGGUCUCUAUCAAUUGAACCUCGUAGACAAGACAACAAACAACAUGGCACCACUUCGAUCUGCAAGAGGCGAGGGACCCCUCCGUGGCGUCCUCGCCUUCAAUACUCUCCCCUCAUUCAUCCUCCUGGUCGUGAUCCUUUCAACCUCCAAUCGAUAUAACUAUAACUACUACGGUUACGAUAAUAGAGAUUUCAAUGGCUUCGGUAUUCCCGUCCUUCUGACUACGGUUCUCUCUGCAAUCACAUCAGUUGCAUUUUACGCCGCCAACCGAAAGCAGAGCUCCGUUCACAACAACGAGCGAAGGGUCAACCUCCUCUGGCGGAUCUUGCUUUCCCCCCUCGUUGACCUCACUGCAUUUGGUCUAUAUGUCGGAUUUCUCAUCCCCUUUAUGUCCCGGGAGCUCUCGAGACUGCAGUGGAGUCGUGCCGCAGGCGUUGCAGAGUCCUUCUUCAUUCCAUUCGUCUUCGCCAACAUGUACAUCCACGCCUACUUCGCACUCCACCACCUGAUCACCUUCAUUGGCAGCAUCGCCGACUACUGCAAGUUCUGCAAGAAGUCCGAGGUCGAGUGCCCCAACUGCGGCCACAACGUCGCGGCGCGUCCCGCUUCCCAAGCUACCAGGACCGUCGGUGGCAGCGGCGGCCACGCGUACACUGCGCUCGCCGAGACCGGGUUCAGGGACGAGGAGGAGGCUGGUGCGGGCGCAGAUGUCAAUGCUAAUGCUAACGCUGCUGACAAUCAGAACGAGGGCGGCAAUGCUGAUGUCAUUGCUGAUGGUGACCUCGAUGAGGAUGCUGUGCCGAGGGAGAGCUUGGAGACGAGGGUUGGUGAGGAGACGGCUUUGUUGAAGGUGUGAGGGGGUGGACUUGGGGGUCCACUCACUUCGAGAGGACUAGGGGGUUUAGGGACGUUCAAGUGUAUGGUCGUUGCGUUGUUGCCU
Messenger RNA from Aaosphaeria arxii CBS 175.79, 1125 nucleotides. RefSeq lists its product as uncharacterized. Bases 229 to 1041 code for a protein of 270 amino acids. Lineage: Eukaryota; Fungi; Ascomycota; Dothideomycetes; Pleosporales. The transcript is spliced from 3 exons. The record is from RefSeq and is a predicted model, not a curated record.